Paramormyrops kingsleyae is the source of this 4498-nucleotide messenger RNA. The record is from RefSeq and is a predicted model, not a curated record. NCBI's taxonomy places the organism in Eukaryota, Metazoa, Chordata, Actinopteri, Osteoglossiformes, Mormyridae.
ACUCCACGCUGCUAUUUUUACCUGUCCUCUGGCAGAGCCCUCGCACUGGAGCAGCAAGCGGGCAGCGAGCGGGCAGCAAGCGGGCAGCGAGAGGAUAGCAACCAGGGAGCAGGGCACCGGGUAGCUUUUGGAUUGGAGAGAGAGUGGAAGGAGGCUGAAACGAGAAUGCUAGAGAGAGAGAGGGAGAGAGAGAGAAGGUUUGCAUCUAACAGCACCACAGAGCAACAGCAAGUCCUGUCAAACAAGCCUUCCACUUCUUGCAGUUUACAAACUGUUUAUUUUUUAAGGUAGAGAACAUAAAGUGUGGCAGAGGGACUCGGCAUGAUCUUUUUCUUAAUUUUUGCUCUACAGCGUCGCUUUCACUGAUUUUAUUUUUUUGCAGAUGACAGUGGUGUCGGCCAACACCAAAGGCCUGAUGGACAGUGUCCACGCCCACGCAAUUCUCAGCUCGCUGAACGAGCAGCGCACAAGCGGCUUGUUCUGCGAUGUAACCAUCGUGGUCGAGGACAUCAAAUUCAAGGCUCACCGCAAUGUCCUGGCCGCCUCAAGCGGAUACUUCCGGAGCACCUUCUCCACUCCCGAGCCUGGCUCAUUGAGCCAGGUGCUGGAGCUGGUGGAUCUCAGGUCUGAGGUUUUUGCCAGCAUCCUUAACUUCAUCUACAGCUCCAAAGUGGCUCCUACGGGUGUUGAGGAUACCAGGCUGCUGGUGGCCGCAGGGAAAAGGCUUGGCAUCCCCUUUCUGGAGAACAUGGUGGAACAUGAGAAGCGAGGCCCCGGUGUGCCCUCCUGCCAAACCCAGCAGCCAAUCAAAACAGUCAGUCCAAGCAAUACCCCUACGUCCAUCAGUCCUCAACUGCUGAAGAACGAGACGGCCCGGGCCGAAGAGGUAGAAAGUGCCAGCGGUCCCCGGAUCACCAACGCUUUCUCCAUAACAGAGGCUGGAGCCCCCUUAGGCCUGCGGGGUGAGGGGAGACGACCCGUCGAGCCAGGCCUCCUCCUCACCCAAAACUCCACCCCCGCAUUUUGCGAGCCUGUGCACAAUCUCUCCGAACACUCAUACGCCGUGAGCCAGGGAGGUGAAAAGGAAGCCGUGGCUCCGUCUCUGGCACUGCCCAAAUCACAAAUAUACCAGAGCUCAGGUCCACUAAAGAAACGACACAGGCCUGCCACACUCGCCCUUGGCACUCCUGUGCUGGCCAGCAGUGACUGCCAGAUUUCAACCGCUGCUAUGGCUACCACUGCAGCAUCCACACUGACAUCCACAUCCUCAGAUACCAACGAUCAGGUAAGCAGCACAACAGAGCUACCUGUGAGCGAGCCUGCCUCAGCACGAGUGACAAGCCCUCCGUGUCCAUCACUGCUGUCCUCCCGCUGCGAUUCCUUCCCAGAGACACCCAGCAGCAGAGCAACUCCCAGCAGACACUCACAAAUCCCCAAGAAGAGGUUUGCAAGGCAUUUGUUCUGCAAGUUCUGUUGCAGAAAAUUCAUGCACCUGAAACGACUGCGUACCCAUGAGCAGGUGUGCAACAAAGCCCAGACGACUGAAACCGAAUGUGACCUCAGGGGCACGGAGGACGGCGAUAGAUCUUCUGCCGGCGAUGAACGAAGUACACCUGAGAGGGAGAUCUCACUGCAGCCAUCUCUCUGCUCAAACGACCUCUCGACUCCCAAGGGGUUGACUGAGGAACCGCAGGAGGUGGAUGGAAGAACCAGGAAGGUGAAAGACAAGAGAGUGUACACAUGUGGUGUAUGUAAACGGGCCUAUGUGACCCUGUCCAGCCUGAGGAGACACGAGAACGUGCACUCCUGGCACAGGGCAUACCCGUGUCACUACUGUGACAAAGUGUUUGCCCUGGCCGAGUACCGCACCAAGCACGAGGUCUGGCACACAGGGGAACGCCGCUAUCAGUGCAUCUUCUGUCUGGAUACCUUCAUGACCUACUACAUCCUGAAGAACCAUCAGAAAUCCUACCACGGGAUUGACCCCAGGAUGGUCGUCAACAGGAAAUCGGCUAACGGUAGUCUCAAGGGCAGCAUUUAUCCCAUUAAGCUCUACAGGCUUCUACCGAUGACGUUUCGAAAGAGGCGGUACACGUACAGUCAAACCUUCCCUGAGGAAUCCCCCAACAAGACCUUCUCCCUGGGCUGCAGCUCACCCACAGUCUCUUUUGACGAGACCGGCACAAAUGUCUGUUCGAGUGAUUCUUUGUUCAAUAUGCCUGUAACAUUCAUGGCAACACCUAAAGUGAUCGCAUCUGUGACUCCCCACAUUACCUUUGAUCAGCCAUGUGACCAGGAUGUAGUUCAGCCCUUGUCUUCCGAAGGAGUACCUUCACUGAGACCAAGGCCUUCAGUGUCUUCCAUGAAGGAGGUGUGCACCAACUUCACUUAUGAUGACAACAGUGGCCCAUCAGUCAUCAGAUAUGGUUGCAUGCCUUCCCUUGCUUCAAAUCCAGCUAAUAAAGUUUCUUCUGUGAUUAGGCAAGGCAAUGAUAAUUCCCCAGCAGCACUGAAGACUUUCCAAAAUGACAAGCCCUUCCUAGAUCAAAGCCAUGAUAGAUCUCUUAACUUAGAGAAUCCGCUGGAGGCCCUUACUGGUGCUCCCCAUCAUACUGAAGCUAUGGCUAAUUAUCUUCUUGGGAGGGAUCAGAGGAAAACUGAAACUUACAUUGCCAAGCCUGCAUGUCCAGGACCAUCAGAGGACAGUCGGGUUCUUCCUCUCUGCCAGAUCACAGUAAAGAUUGGUGAAGAGGCCCUCGUCCGCCGGAGAAUAAGGGGUUCUAAGCUUUUUUCAAGAAGAAGGAAGAAGAGCCAUUGUCAAGUGGACAAGGAAGACCUGAACAACAACUUAGAAAGGAGUGGCCAUUGCCCAGACCUACGUCUAAGAACUGAGGUCGCCUCACUUGCAGAAACAGAAGCAUAUGAUGAUGCCACUGACCAUGACACGGCAGACCAACUUUGGCGUCCAUACUAUUCCUACAAACCUAAGAAAAAACCAAAGAAGUUGAGAUGCAAGAGGAGACGGAGUCAUAGCAGACAGCUAGGCAGACAUGUGAAGGAAGACAUGAAGGUCCUAGAACCCAAUACUCGGGGGGGCUGCGUGGAUAUGGGCUACAGCCUAAAUGACACAAUCUCAUCAGACAAAGCAGAGACUAGAAGCCAGUUGAAGAACAGUGGUGACAAGAUGACUUAUACUUGUGACACCUGCAAUGCUAUGUUUUUCACCUUGUCCUCGCUGCAGACACAUGUGAUUUCUUGUCGCCCCUGUUUCUGCCGGGUCUGUGGUAAGCUGUGCACCUCUAGGGACAGUUUUGAUGGCCCCGAAGAAGACAAGGACCUCGUCUGCAAAUCCUGUGUGGAGAACGGUUCCUGCUUCGAGAAUACCACCAGGGCUGUGAGCACGGAAAAGCGAUAUCGCUGUGCCUUCUGUCCUCAGCGCUUCCUGUAUCUUGCCACCAAGAGGAGCCAUGAGAAAAAGCAUAUAGAAAAACACAGCAAGGGCUACAGCUGCUACUACUGCCCCAAAAUCUGCAAAACGACCAUUGCUCUGAGUAUACACCAAAAACGGCACUUAAUUAAAGCUGAGGUGGGAGAUGGUUACAGCAAGUCACCACCAAGGACUACAUGCCCUAUACCCGGAGUAAAGCGAGCUCCGAAACAAGAGGCUUGGGAGUUAAACGUAGAUUCAUCUGUAGCCCUUAAGCUAGAGGAGCAGGAGCGGGUUAACAGCAAUGAUUGUUAUCAAGAAGUCAAACAAGCCCAAGAAAAAAUGCUGAGAUCGUUUCGCGACAGCUCCGUGCUCCCGUGCCCUGCCGAAGAAGCCACCACCAAGGACAGAGUGAAAGAAGUAGGUCCAGAGAACCUAAAAAGCCAGGCCUUUGACUAUGAAAGGGACCUUAAAGAUGGGCUCAGUUACAGCAAGAAAAGCAUCAUAACUCCCAUGGGAACAGAUCACACAGCUAGGCUUCAGUUCCUCUGCAAGGAGGAGCUAUCUUUCCACCAUGACCCCGUGAUAUGGCCAAAGGAUCCCAGCAGAAAUGGACCACUGGGCUAACUGGCCAACCAAGAAUUUACCUACUCCUUACUUCAGCUUCUAUUGAUGAUUUAAUUCCCUACCUGAAUAUGAUAAUGUACACCUAUGUAGAUUUUUUAAAUAAAAAUAUAUAUGUAAAUAUAAUAUAUUUUUCUUCACUCUAAAAAUAAUUGGUAGUUUUUCAUUUUUUAAAAGAUGUUGUUUUUAUUUUUAUAUUUUUCAAUUUCCUUUUUGGGAAUAGCUAACAAAUAACUUGCUCCUGGUAUAUGGUAGAAUCAGUAUCCAUCAUAUCAUUUCUUAUUGCGAAAAAUAGCUGCUAAGCGACUGUAGCUUCUCUAUGUUUAACACCUUUAAAAGCUUUCAGUAUGUUUGCAUUAAUACGAGAUCUAUGUAUUAGUAUGCUUUUAGAAGUGCCAUUGUUAUUUUCAUGAUACGGCUGAUUAAAAUUUCCACAUUCAUACAAUA